Molecule: messenger RNA, 1947 nt
Organism: Pristis pectinata (smalltooth sawfish)
Lineage: Eukaryota; Metazoa; Chordata; Chondrichthyes; Rhinopristiformes; Pristidae
Gene: pyroxd1
Product: pyridine nucleotide-disulphide oxidoreductase domain 1
Exons: 12
Coding region: 55-1563 (502 amino acids)
Molecular function (GO): oxidoreductase activity; flavin adenine dinucleotide binding
Source: RefSeq, a predicted model, not a curated record
GCUGGCCCCGGCGUUGGUGAGGGGAGCCGCCGGCGAGUGGGGGCCGCCGCUGCCAUGGCGACGGCGCGGGACCCGGCGCGAGCCCGCUUCGUGGUGGUGGGGGGCGGGGUGGCGGGUGUCACGUGUGCCGAGCAGCUUGCUGGACAGUUCCCAGAAGAUGAGAUCCUUCUAAUUACAGCAUCUCCACUUAUUAAAGCAGUGAUGAACUUCAAACAGGUUUCUAAGACCUUGGAAGAGUUUGAGAUUGAAGAAAGACCAACUCACAUGCUGAAAGAACACUAUCCCAACAUUGAUGUGAUCCAUUCUGCUGUUCAAGGACUGGAUGCAGAACUACAUAAAAUUCGCACAGAAGACGGGAAAGAGUAUAUAUACGAGAAGCUGUGCAUAUGCACUGGAGGGAGGCCAAAAUUGAUAGUCAAAGAUAACCCAUAUGUCUUAGGAAUUCGGGAUACCGACAGUGCAAAGAAAUUUCAAGGUCGUUUAGCUAGAGCCAAAAGGGUCAUCAUUGUAGGGAAUGGAGGUAUAGCACUGGAACUAGUCUAUGAAAUUGAAGGAUGUGAAGUCAUCUGGGCAAUAAAAGAUAAAGCAAUUGGAAAUACUUUCUUUGAUGCUGGAGCAUCUGAGUUUUUGAUUCCUCAACUCCAAGCUGAUAAGCCUGAGGCUACUCUCCCUUGUAAAAGGACGAAGUACACAACGGAAGGUUUUGAACGGGAAAAGGAAAAUGUCGCUGAAAGUGAAGCACAUGGUAGUGCAUUGGGACCAGACUGGCAUGAGGGCAUGAAGCUGAAAGGGGCAAAACAAAUUUCCCACAGAGUUCACGUUGAAUAUGAGUGUGAGAUUGAUAAUAUUUUCCUACUGGAAGAGUUUGGGUCAUUGCAGGAAACAGCAUUGGCAUUCCCUGAAAAUGUAUCAGUAGAAAGAAAAGCUCAAAAAGAUGAAGAAUCUUGGCCUGUGUAUGUACAACUGACAAAUGGGAAAAUCUAUGGCUCUGAUUUUAUAGUGAGUGCAACUGGAGUAAUACCAAACAUUGAACCAUUUGUCACAGAUAAUCCUUUUGAUGUGGCAGAAGAUGGAGGCCUUAAAGUGGAUGAGCAGAUGCAUACCUCAGUCCCGGAUGUUUUUGCUGCUGGUGACGUCUGCACUGUAUCUUGGGAGCCUCGAGCUCUUUGGCAUCAGAUGCGACUGUGGACCCAAGCUAGACAGAUGGGAUAUUAUGCAGCAAAGUGUAUAGCAGCAGAAGUAUUAGGGGAAUCAAUUGAAUUGGACUUCUGCUUUGAAUCAUUUGCUCACGUCACCAAAUUCUUCAAUUAUAAGGUGGUGUUGCUAGGAAAGUACAAUGCCCAGGGUCUGGGGACAAAUCAUGAGCUGCUACUGCGAUGUACCAGAGGCCAGGAAUAUGUCAAGGUUGUGAUGCAGAAUGGAAGGAUGAAGGGAGCUGUACUCAUCGGCGAAACUGACCUGGAAGAGACCUUUGAAAACCUCAUUUUAAAUCAAAUGGAUCUUUCUGCAUAUGGAGAGGACUUACUCGACCCACACAUUGACAUUGAGGAUUAUUUUGACUAAGAUGUGUCGGAUAAUUUGUCUUUUAUUAGGCAGGCCCUGGAAUUUGGCCCAACGGACUUUGGUGACAUUGUACCUGCCUUCUCAGGUAGCAUGAAGAUAUUCAAGGUCAUGUCCUGAUCCCUCGACUGAUACUGCUGCAAUUAUUUUGUUGUGUGCAAAUUGGCUUCUAUUAGUUUAUAUCACAAACUGACUGCAACAAAAAAGAAUUUAGUUUACUCUGAGGCACUCAGGGACAUCUCUGGGCAUGUGGAAUGUGCAGGGUAUUUUUGAAUGGUAAUCAGUACAUUAUGUUGCAUUUUCUAACAUUCAACAAAUUAAUGACUUUUUCCUCUCCCUUGCCUUUUCAAAUAAAUCAUGUUUUCUAGAAGUAAAUGUUGGGAAUUA